Molecule: messenger RNA, 653 nt
Organism: Canariomyces notabilis
Lineage: Eukaryota; Fungi; Ascomycota; Sordariomycetes; Sordariales; Chaetomiaceae
Exons: 1
Coding region: 74-541 (155 amino acids)
Source: RefSeq, a predicted model, not a curated record
GAAGGUUCACACAUACCGGACUAGCAAGUAGCCAAAAGGAUGUCUCGUCAAAGUAAUUACAACUAGGCAGAAAAUGGACGGCUGGUCCUUUGUAUAUAAAGGAGGCGCGCUGUUGGUUCGGUCGGUAACGACCAAGAAAGAUGCAAGGCCAGAAAGGCAAUCCGGAAUAGUAAAGAUAGACGGAGAAUCGAUGAGCACUGAGAAGACCGUGGACGCGACACAGAUUAAGUCGAUGCAAUUGGGAAGGCGCACCAAGCCCGCGAGGAAAUGCAGAGAACGGGAGAAGGAAAGAAGCAAGUGCCGUCUUUCAAGACUGAGAAACGAUUGGAAAAUACACGACGGCGUGGUCAAAAAUGGCGAUGGUGAGAGAAGCACUGCAGGAAACCGAACAGUGAUGAGGACGGCAGGACCGGACAGGAUGGGGAACCAGGAGAAAAGAAUGUGGUUGGCAGAGAAUUAUUUUUAUUCCAUGGCCCAGCAAUGGCACUAUGGCACUAUGAGAUGGGAAGUGGGGGUACGCAGAGGCGCUACAAGCUCGUAAGAGUCGUAACGAACGGGCGCCAGACGGGACUGCCAGGGCAAUUGCGACGACAGCUGCCACGGCACUCUCUCCUGGUUGGACGCACAACCGGAGUUCCAGGCUUCUUUCCCCU